ACAUCCACGGUGGGGCCCACCUAGCUUCUCAUUGGAGGAACUUAAUUAAUGCGAAAGGCAAUCCGCGUCCAAGUGGAACUACCAUGGAAUCAUUAACGGCCAGGAACAGGUCCUGCUGAACUUAAAAUAACUAAACUGCCCCUAUAUUCUGUAACGACCAAAACAACCUCACGUUCACAUACCACCCACCCGUUUCAUCCCUCCACAAAUCACAACCACCACACAAAAGGACGCUACACGUGGCAAACACCCAUUCACCCCAUCCAUCUCUAUCCAAUCACACUCCAAGAGCUCCACACAAAAUCAGGAUCUCUGCAACGGUUUUCCUCGUCUUUCUCCGUAUAAAAGCACCAUUCCUAUCCAAUUCCCUCCUCCUUCCAACACAACCAGGAACCAGAGUAAAACAGAUUUGGGAAAGGAAAACCUUUUCAGGAUUCUUUGGAGAGGGGCGGUUUUCCGGUGCUGGAAAAUCGCUCUCUUUCCGACCAUCCUCUACAUUACGCAUGAAAAAACCUUCUGCAAUUGGAUGGGUAAGGAUUCCAGAAACUGCUUCUAUUAUGCGUACGAUACAUUAAGGGUAAAAACUCUUUUUAAAAAGAAAAGGAAAAGAAAGAAAUCUUUUCCUUUUACCGUUGCGCAAAUAAUUUCAGUCUCUCUGUUUUUCCUGUGACUAUUCAAAUCCGUUAUUUUUCAUCAUCUCCUCCACGAAAUCUCAGUAAUCCAUUCUUCACAGCGGAUUUCCCUUCUAGGUAAUUUAGAGAGACUGAGCACGUAGUUUUUAUCGUCGGCAGUUUCAAUCUUGCACAUAUCUCUGGUUUUUUGGUUGUGGGUACUUAAAAUUCUGUUUUCACCCCUCUUUUAAAAAUCUCGUUGACAGAAUCUGUAAGCAUUCAGAAAGACAAAUAACCUGGUUUCUGGUUGGAUUCUCCAUCAAACAUAAGAAGACCACCACCCACCUUUCUGCUCUUCUUCUCAAUCUUUAACAAGGAAUCCAAAAAUGGCGGGAAAAUAUUCGAACUCUCUUCGACAAAUGGAGUGGGUAAAGGGGAAUGCAGUUGGGUCUGGAUCCUUCGGCACUGUCAACUUGGCCAUGAACAAAUCCAAUGGCGAGCUCUUCGCUGUCAAAUCUGCUUCAUCCGGGUCAGGGUUUCAAUCACUGGAGAAUGAGGCAGACAUCCUAAAGAACCUCAAUUCGCCAUACAUCGUCCGGUACCUUGGGCAUGAUGUUUCAGAUGAAGCAAAUGGCGAGCAGACAUUCAACCUCUUCAUGGAAUUCAUGGCUGGGGGCAGCCUGUCCGACAUCACAAAGAAGUUCGGUGGUGCUCUUGAUGAGUCCGUCAUCCGGUCGUACACCCGUGGGAUCCUCCAUGGGCUUGCAUACUUGCACAGGAGCAGGAUUGUGCAUUGUGAUCUCAAAUGCAAGAAUGUGCUCUUGGGCUCAUCUGGAGACAUCAGGCUGGCAGAUUUUGGUGGCGCCAAGAGGCUGAAUUCUUCAAAAGCCAACACAAAUUCAAAGAACUUCUGGCAAUCCAUGUGCGGCACUCCCCUGUGGAUGGCACCUGAAGUCCUGAGAAAUGAAGGGCUAGACUUUGCUUCCGACAUCUGGUCUCUGGGAUGCACGGUUAUUGAAAUGGCCACUGGGAGUCCUUGGGGUGACGAGGUCUCAAACCCAAUGGCAGCUGUCUAUAAGAUUGCAUGCAGCGAUGAAACCCCUCAAUUACCACCCAACUUUUCUGCAGAAGGGUUGGACUUCUUGAGGAAAUGCUUGCAAAGGAACCCAACAUCAAGGUGGAGCAGCGAAGAAUUGCUUAGCCAUCCUUUUGUUUCUGGGAACACAUCUGGAAAGUAUUCAUCAAAGGAGUAUGCCUACUCACCAACAAGUGUACUCGAUGACCGAGGAUGGGAAUCAGAUGGAUCCGAAUCUCCAAUUGCAGAAGAGCUUCCAGCACGUAUGCCAUUCUUGAAAAGGUGCACAAAAGAAGAGAGGCAGAUGACAAAGCACCAAACACAGAUCGAUAUUGCAGCAUCAGAGUGGGUUGACGUUAGAUCAGGUUGA
Molecule: messenger RNA, 2056 nt
Organism: Magnolia sinica
Lineage: Eukaryota; Viridiplantae; Streptophyta; Magnoliopsida; Magnoliales; Magnoliaceae
Product: mitogen-activated protein kinase kinase kinase 17-like
Exons: 1
Coding region: 998-2056 (352 amino acids)
Biological process (GO): protein phosphorylation
Molecular function (GO): protein kinase activity; ATP binding
Source: RefSeq, a predicted model, not a curated record